This is a messenger RNA of Acanthosepion pharaonis, 846 nucleotides long. The record is from the annotation of a GenBank genome assembly. Lineage: Eukaryota; Metazoa; Mollusca; Cephalopoda; Sepiida; Sepiidae.
AUGCUGUGCAAUUCCUUCAGGCUGUCGCGAUGGGUUGGCGACUUGAAACUACUGGAGCGUGAAAAGCGUAUGCUGCUGCUUGAGCGACUGGAAGAACUUGAGCGAGACAAGACUUUCACAACCGGAUGUUUUUGCAAUUGGAUGUUUUCUUCGUCUUUGACUGAUUUUCGUUUUGCAUUUCUUCUUCUUCUUCUUCUUCUUCUUCUUCUUCUUCUUAUUAUUAUUAUUAUUAUUAUUAUUAAUAUUAUUAUUAUCCUUCUUCUUCUUUUUCUUCUUUCUUCAUCUUCUUUUCUCUUCUUUUUCUUCUUCUUUCUUAUACUUUUACUUCUUAUUAUCCUAAUUCUUUCUUUUUCUUCUUCUUCUUCUACUUCUUUUCUCUCCUUUUUCCUUCUUCUUUCUUAUACUUCUUAUUAUUAUCCUACUUCUUCUUUCUUCUUCUUCUACUUCUUUUUCUUCUUCUUCUUCUUCUUCUUCUUCUUCUUUCUUCUACUUCUUUUUAUUCUCCUUUUCUCUUCUUCUUCUUCUUCUUCUUAUUAUUAUUAUUAUCCUUCUUCUUCUUUUUCUUCUUUCUUCAUCUUCUUUUCUCUUCUUUUUCUUCUUCUUUCUUAUACUUUUACUUCUUAUUAUCCUAAUUCUUUCUUUUUCUUCUUCUUCUUCUACUUCUUUUCUCUCCUUUUUCCUUCUUCUUUCUUAUACUUCUUCUUAUUAUUAUCCUACUUCUUCUUUCUUCUUCUUCUACUUCUUUUUCUUCUUCUUCUUCUUCUUCUUCUUUCUUCUACUUCUUUUUAUUCUCCUUUUCUCUUCUUCUUCUUCUUCUUCUUCUUCUUCAGUGGUUACUAUUACUAG